Messenger RNA from Prorocentrum cordatum, 1372 nucleotides. NCBI's taxonomy places the organism in Eukaryota, Dinophyceae, Prorocentrales, Prorocentraceae. The record is from the annotation of a GenBank genome assembly.
CAUGCGGCAGCGGAAAAACGACUACCGCGAGCUCCCCCGGGAGGUCGCGCACACCUUGAGCGCGCAGUUCGGCCCCCAGGAGGGCAUCAUCCGGCAGGUUUCCGGCGGCGAGGUGUACCACUCGAGAAGCCAGGUCUCCGGCAUCAGCAUCCCCCCCGCCGUCGCCUGGGGGGUCAACCGCGAGUUCAGGAGGGGGGACUCCGACGGCGACUUCGCCGCCAGGAUCGACACCCAAGUCCACCCUCCAGAGGAAUGCGGAGGCGAUGCGGUCCAUCCUGCUGCACCCAUUCAGCAUCCUCCUGGUCGCCUUCCCCCUGGGAGUCCUCUCGGCGGCGUUCGGCUGGGGGCCGAACGCGACCUUCUGGCUGAACUUCUGCGCCCUGAUACCGCUCGCGAAGAUCCUGGGAGACGCCACGGAGGAGCUCGACGCCUGCCUGCAGAACGAGGUCCUCAGCGGCCUGCUCAACGCGACGUUCGGGAACGCCGUGGAGAUGAUCAUGACCGUCCAGACCCUGAGGGCGGGGCUCACCUCGGUCGUCAAGGAGACGCUCCUCGGGUCCGUGCUGUCCAAUAUGCUGCUGGUCCUCGGCAUGUCGUUCUUCUUCGGCGGCAUCGUGGAGCUGGGGGAUGGGAUCAAGCCGGCAUGGACGAGAGCCAGGCGAGGCCGUUCCUUGACAGGAUCGAUCGUUCUGGAGGCUUCCAGCUGGUCGCGGAGAAGCAGCAGGUCUUCGUCGCCAACGGUGCCAUGGUCAGUGUGACCAUGCUGCUGGUCUCGUGCUUGUCCUUCGCCCUCCCCACGGUCUUCAUCGCCCAGGCGCUGACCGAGCGCGAGGAGGUCCAGCAGAUCUCCCUGGUGUCCUCCGGGGUCGUCAUGCUGUCGUACGUCGCGUACCUGUGGUUCCAGCUCUACACCCACAAGCAGAUGCUGAAGACACCGGACGGCGACGGAGACGGCGACGGCGGCGACGAGGAAGACGAGGGCGACGGCCUGACGCUCGGCGUUUCUCUUGGCCUGCUGGCCGGCACCUCGGUCUUGGUGUCAAUCUCGUCCGAGCUGCUUGUCACUGCGAUAGAGGCCGUGGUCGACCAGGCUGGCCUCAGCGAGGCUUUCAUUGGCAUCAUAUUGCUGCCGAUCGUCGGCAACGCGUGCGAGCACGCGGCGGCGGUCCGGUUCGCGGUCAAGAACAGGCCCGGGCUCUCCGUCAGUAUAGCGGUGGGGUCUUCGGUGCAGGUGGCCCUGUUCGUGGUUCCUUUCGCGGUGGUGAUGGGCUGGUUCUUGGGCGGCACGGUGGCGGAUGGACCUGAACUUUGGGAUCAUGCACGUAAGCGUGCUCAUCAUAUCGGUCUUGGUGGUCCUCACCAUCGUGGUUGA